Molecule: messenger RNA, 823 nt
Organism: Polypterus senegalus (gray bichir)
Lineage: Eukaryota; Metazoa; Chordata; Cladistia; Polypteriformes; Polypteridae
Product: CDGSH iron-sulfur domain-containing protein 3, mitochondrial-like
Exons: 3
Coding region: 25-432 (135 amino acids)
Cellular component (GO): intracellular membrane-bounded organelle
Molecular function (GO): 2 iron, 2 sulfur cluster binding
Source: RefSeq, a predicted model, not a curated record
CAUUAUCUGUGCAACACUAAUGGCAUGUGUGACUCUUGCCCGCCCUUGGGAGUAUCAAAGAUGGCGGCGUCUUUGUUGCACUGUGCGCGACGAGCCUCAGUUUUGAAGAUUCGAUGUGUCUUUCGAGUCUGUUUCUUCGCCAGUGACACCCAUCCGAUCCCUGAGCCCAAAAUUGCUGCUAAGCACCCUUACAAAGUGGACCUGGAGGCAGGAAAACGCUACUCUUGGUGUGCAUGUGGACACAGCAUGAAGCAGCCUUUCUGUGAUGGGACCCACAAAAAGCAAGCUCCUGGAUUAUCUCCUGUCCGUUUCACGCUAGAUGAAGCCAAGACAGUGUGGCUGUGUGGGUGUAAAAGGACUCAGAAUGCACCAUACUGCGAUGGGACCCACAAGAGUGAUUUGGUGCAGAGCAAUGAAAGUGGCUUGCCCUGACAAGCCUCCAGGACCAAGCAUGCACAGUUAUCAAUGUUAGAAAGCGUUCCGUUUCAGAAGUAUCCAUGUACAGUAUUCACACAUUGCCAACAUGUCAAGAUUGCUCUGAUCUCCAUGGUCCCUGCAUUUUUUGAUUAUUGUUUGCACAACUACAGGCACUUUCUUGAAUGUUAACGAAAUAAAAAAAGGAAAUCAGUGUUUCACCAUCUGAAAGGUUUGCAAAAUGUAAAGGUGCUCUGCAAGAAAAGAAAAAAAUGUGAUGUGGUGUCUGUGCUAAAAAUAGUUCUGCUUGCAAGUUUCCUGUGUCUGAUACGUGGUCUCAAGUAAUGUCCCUGUAUAUUGAGUCUGUUGUGCAUCUGUUGAUAAUAAAAUCAAUUGUUUAAAAACACAA